UUAAUCAAGAUGAAAAAAAUUCAUCAUUUAAUCAACUCUAAAUUAUUACAAUCAGAGACCAGUGAAUGAAAAAAAAACCAAGUUAAUCAUUUACAAUUACAUGUGAUCAUCAAUACGAUGAUUAUUGUCAACUAAGCUAAUCAAUUAACUUAAUCAUCUCACUACGAUUAGACAAUCAAAUCAACGAGUGAAAAAAAAAACAAAAUUGUUAUUUACUAAUCAUUAUAAUCAGACAAAUGAACUAAUUUAAUCAACUUGAUUAUCACCAAUCAACAUGUUCAACGUUUUCACAAUUUUAUUAACUCUAUCAUUAAUCAUAACCAGUAACAAUCAUAAUCAAGUUAAUUGUUUCUGGUUAUUUUCACCUUUAUCUAAUCAACACAUACAAUCAACCAGCACAUCAACAACAACAACCACAAGCAACAAUCAACAAUCAAAAUCAUGGAUUAAUUUAGGUUCCUGGAUUGAUCCAAUUACCACAAUUUACACAACCUAUUUUGAUUUAUCAUCAAUCCCUUCAGUCUUUCACCUUUACCCACCUUUACCUUACCACCCACCCUACUCACCAUCACUCCCAUUUCCACCAUCAUCCUUUUCAUCAUCAUCAUCAACACCAGAGGAUAAAACAACUCAAUUCUUUGGAAAUUCAAUUUGUCCAUCAUCUUUAUCCUCAUCAUCUCGACCAUCAUGUACAUGUGAUGGUCCAGAAUCUUAUCCAAUAGUUACCUGUUCAUCUUUAUCCUCAUCUUACCUGAUCAAUAAUCUUGCCUACUCAUCAUUAGGCCGAUUAACACUUUACAAUCAAUCAAUUGACUCUAAUUUUUUACUCACAAUCAACAAACCAAUUCAACAUUUACGAUUAUCAAAAUUAACUGGAUUAAAUUGUCCACCAGCAUCUUCAUCAUGUUUAUCGUCAAUCUUAUCAUCAUCUUUACGUCGUCUUGAGAUAAUCUCAUGCAAUUUAAACACCUUUCCCUUUUCAUCCUUAUCUCCAUCAUCUUAUCCUAAUCUUAAAGAUAUUGACCUCCGACAAAAUGGAUUAAAACUUAUUCCAGAUUAUGGUUUCCCUUUUAAUCCAAUAAUCCAAACGAUUGAUUUAUCUUAUAACAAUUUAACUUACCUUGGUUCUUAUGCCUUCACUCAGCUGAUCAAUUUGAAACAAUUAAUUCUCUCUCAUAAUCAAUUAAAAAUCCUAAACAAUUAUGCAUUAGCCGGUAAUCCAAUUAAUACAAAUAAAAAUAAUCAACUGAUAAUUGACUUAACUUAUAAUCAAUUGUUUCAUUGUGCAAUUGGCUCAUUUGAUAAUCUUAAUCCAGUUUAUCUUGAUUUAAGAUACAAUUCAUUGGUCUCACUGUCUGAAGAUGUUUUCAAUCAACUAAUUGUUACAAUGAGUAGAAAUGAAAUCUCAUCAACAAUUAAUGUUAAACACAAUCGUUUCCAAUGUAAUUGUCCAAGAACCCAAUGGAUUGUCCAGUUAAAGAUUGACCAGAAAAAAGUUAUCCAUGGUUAUCAUUGUAACAUCAAUGGAAAUGAGAAAAGUUUAUUAUCAUUAACACUAAAUGAUAUUAAUUGUUAAUCAAAUUAAAUCUCUCCUCUCAUGUGUUAAAUUAAUAUGAUUACAAUUUACUAAAUGUUAUUGGAUUAAAAUUGUUACCUCGAAAAUUAAA
Messenger RNA from Panonychus citri (citrus red mite), 1667 nucleotides. RefSeq names its product toll-like receptor 3. Gene Ontology annotation, molecular function: protein binding. The transcript has a single exon. The record is from RefSeq and is a predicted model, not a curated record. The coding region runs from base 275 to 1576 and encodes 433 amino acids. NCBI's taxonomy places the organism in Eukaryota, Metazoa, Arthropoda, Arachnida, Trombidiformes, Tetranychidae.